UAAUCCUCACUGUACACAACUGAAUCCUUUGCGGGUAUUGUCUGCCUCAUUUUACGCUUGUUCGAAAUACAGCAAAGAAAUGGACAACUCCGGGAAAGACAAGGAAGCAGUUCAGCUAAUGGCCGACGCUGACAAAAAAGUCAAGUCCUCUGGCUCUUUUUUGGGAGGGAUGUUUGGAGGAGGACAUCACAAAGUGGAAGAGGCAUGUGAGAUGUACUGCAGAGCGGCCAACAUGUUCAAGAUGGCCAAAAACUGGAGUGCUGCUGGAAAUGCAUUUUGCAAGGCCGCACGCCUCCAUAUGCAGCUGCAGAACAAACAUGACUGUGCCACCAGUUUCAUCGAUGCAGGGAAUGCUUACAAGAAGUCUGACCCUAAUGAGGCAAUCAAGUGUUUAAAUGCUGCCAUCGAUAUAUACACAGACAUGGGAAGAUUCACCAUCGCAGCCAAACACCACAUCAGUAUCGCAGAGAUCUACGAGUCUGAUCUGGUGGAUAUCGAAAAGGCUAUUGCACAUUAUGAACAAGCAGCAGACUACUACAAAGGAGAAGAAUCAAACAGUUCUGCCAACAAGUGUCUGCUGAAGGUGGGGGCUUACUGUGCUCAGUUGGAGCAGUACCAGAAGGCUGUUGAGAUCUACGAACAGGUUGGAGCCAACACGAUGGACAACCCACUGCUGAAAUACAGUGCCAAAGAGUAUUUCUUCAAAGCCGCCCUCUGUCAUUUCAUUGUAGACGAGCUCAACGCUAAGAUUGCUGUUGAAAAAUAUGAGGAGAUGUUCCCGGCUUUUUCAGACUCUAGAGAAUGCAAGUUGUUGAAGAAACUUCUUGAGGCGCAUGAGGAACAGAACAGCGAGGCUUUCACAGAGGCAGUAAAGGAGUUUGACUCAAUCUCACGUCUGGACCAGUGGCACACAACCCUCCUGCUGCGCAUCAAAAAGACCAUCCAGGGUGAUGAAGGAGAUCUGAAAUGAAAGAAAUGUGGGUUACAAAUGCAGCAUGGAGGGACAAAUCCAUCGAGCAUGCUUUCACACAAACAAACAGACACUCACCUCACUGUGUAUAGUAUCUGGAGAGGAGUGUCUGCUGAUGAUUUAGAAUAUUCCAUUGCUCACUGCUAUACUGUCGUAUAUACUGAGUAUUAUCUUUGCUUUCCUUAUGAGCAAAUCUGAAUCUAGUCAGAAUGUAAAUCCUCUUGCCCUCACCUCUGUCUAGAGGAUUGCUGCAUACCUUUUUCUGAUGAAAUCUGUCCUGGAGGAUUUCAUAGCGGUAUAUUGUAUUGAAACUAAUGUUAGUAUUGACGACAAGCACUGCAUGUUUUGUACAAUUAUUGUUUCCUAGUCAGAUGCAGCUGUUUUGUUUUUUUUUAAAUCAAGUUUUAGAUAUUUCAGUCAUUUAAAUGUUUCAGUUUGUUGUACAUAAGAUUAUCGUGGUGUGUAUAGACUUAAAGAAUGUACUAUUGUCUUAAUUUGUAUUGUGUUGAUAUAGAAGAGAACGAUUAAAUCAGUCAUGAUUGUUCUUAAAACUCUUUACCAUAAAAAAGGUUUUGGAUUCCUUUUUAUCAUCCAUGCAGAGAGACUCUUCUUGAUGAGGGGCAAUGAUAUGCACGAAGUGUAGACUGUUAAACAUUUAUACCUAAUGACAACCUAAUGUUUUUUCCGUACAUAUUCAUGAUUUUAUUACUUUUGAGUUAAUUUAUUAUUACUUUAGGAUUUGUUGUCGUAAUAAUAUUCAGUGUUUGAAUCUGUAAGCUGAAAUUUAUAGGUUGCCUAUGUGAAGUGUAUUUUUGAAUGAAAAGCACUGACAUGGAAACCCUUACUCCUUAUUCCCAGGGCAGUCAUCUCUGGAUAAUCUGCAUCAUUAGUGACACAUUUCUUGCUGUGUUGUGUUGUGAACUACUCGGUGAAGGUUUACUACUGCAGUGCACCUUCAAACUGGCCAUUCGCUAUGCAUGUCAUUGUGUAUGGGUUAGUAUUGUGUUACGUUCACUAGUGAGCAAGACCAAAGUUUUUACAAAAGGGUCAGUCGCCCAAUGUAUAUAGCUUCUUCCAGACGGAAAGACAAUGGACCUUGGAUAUGAUGUGUAUGCUUGUACGAAUGGACAAUAAUAAAGGUAUUAU
Molecule: messenger RNA, 2116 nt
Organism: Xiphias gladius (swordfish)
Lineage: Eukaryota; Metazoa; Chordata; Actinopteri; Istiophoriformes; Xiphiidae
Gene: napbb
Product: N-ethylmaleimide-sensitive factor attachment protein, beta b
Exons: 11
Coding region: 80-970 (296 amino acids)
Biological process (GO): SNARE complex disassembly; regulation of synaptic vesicle priming; intracellular protein transport
Cellular component (GO): vacuolar membrane; terminal bouton; synaptobrevin 2-SNAP-25-syntaxin-1a complex
Molecular function (GO): soluble NSF attachment protein activity; syntaxin binding
Source: RefSeq, a predicted model, not a curated record